AUGGAAAACGCCCUUCGCCCAUACGGAAUUACCGCCCACCCCAUCAAAAGAGGAGCGCCGGAGCACGCAGCAGCGGCCGUGGUGGAAUGCGGCUUGUGCCCCCGCUUGCUGGUGCAGUUGGGGAAUCGCACCGGCCCUCCCAAGCCCCCCUCGGGGCACAGCGCGUUAUCUAGGCCGUUGGGCCGCGACCUUCAGCAAGCCCACGGGUUCAGCGUCGUGGGUGUGACGCGCCCGGGGGUGGGGAGUGGGCCUACCAGCUCCGGAGCAGAAACGGACACAAAGCCAUUCCGCGACCAAAGCGUUUUGCGACGCACACGCAGAGCAAGGGCAGCCACACGUGAAGUGGAAGGGGGUUUGCCGUUGCAGAAGGUGGGCGUGGGCGCGGUAUCCUUUCCUUUGGCCAUAUGCAGGCCCAAUGCCGAGGCAUGUCGGCGUUUUGUCAGGAGGAUAUNGCAGAAGGUGGGCGUGGGCGCGGUAUCCUUUCCUUUGGCCAUAUGCAGGCCCAAUGCCGAGGCAUGUCGGCGUUUUGUCAGGAGGAUAUGGCCAUGCGCAUCCCAGCAAGCUCACGAGUCCAAUUUGCACACUUCAGAACAAAGCGAAAAGCUCAUAAAAAAGACCAGUGCCAUCUGCACGGCUUCGGCACGUCGCGCCGCAGGAUGGAUGGUGCCGCUCGCAGUGGCAGAAGGCCAACCGACAGGCCAGCGGCGGCCUUUUAUCGCCUGGCCAAAGGAAACGGACACCAAAAACGGUUACAAAGUAGAGGUUCCCCUGGGGCAUAUUUCCCCGUAUCUGAGUGCGGUGUCCUGGAAAACCGCAACCUUCCAACCAAAAAGCGUGGCUAUUUCGCCAAAAACGCAGCACAAAUACAGGAAAAUAUACCAUAAGGGGGCCUUCGCCUUCCAGUGGAUUUCCCGCGCCGCUUCCGGGUUAAGGAAAGGGUAUAGGAUGAGGGCGGGGAAAAAUCAUCCGUGA
Messenger RNA from Trypanosoma grayi, 972 nucleotides. Its product is annotated as TcC31.12. Lineage: Eukaryota; Euglenozoa; Kinetoplastea; Trypanosomatida; Trypanosomatidae. The transcript has a single exon. The record is from RefSeq and is a predicted model, not a curated record. Bases 1 to 972 code for a protein of 323 amino acids.